Acanthosepion pharaonis is the source of this 576-nucleotide messenger RNA. The record is from the annotation of a GenBank genome assembly. Lineage: Eukaryota; Metazoa; Mollusca; Cephalopoda; Sepiida; Sepiidae.
AUGUGUCCCGCGCAAAGAGAAGAGACCAUGUGCGACCUGAGAGAAAGCGCCCACUGCUUUUUACUACACACAAAUGAGCAACCUUUAAGGUUGGCAAACAGCCAAUAUCCGUGUAUUACUGGCUCAUGUUUUGAUAUCUCUUCGUAUCUAUCUGUCUCUUCAUAUCUAUCUAUCCAAGAGUCUGAUCUAUCUAUCCUAUCUAUCUAUCCAAGUGUUUUUUUGCCUAUCUCUAUCCAAGAAGUCUCUUUUUACCUAUCUAUCUAUCCAAGAAGUCUCUUUAUCUAUCUAUCUAUCUAUCUAUCCAAGAAGUCUCUUUAUCUAACUAGUAUCUAUCUAUCCAUCCAAGUCUCUAUCUAUCUAUCUAUCCAUCCAAGUUUCUUUAUCUAUCUAUCCAUCCAAGUCUCUAUCUCAGCGGGUGUGGGCGAAGAACAAAAAAAAAGUCAGUCGGUAAAGAAAAACGCACGUGGAUCGAAAUGGAAAACGGAUGAGGGAGAAAACAACACGUGUGUUGCUACCGUCGAUCGGGAUUUGACAGAAAAACCACGGAAGGAUUACAUUGGCGUUAAAUAUUUUUGA